Messenger RNA from Paramecium sonneborni, 762 nucleotides. NCBI's taxonomy places the organism in Eukaryota, Ciliophora, Oligohymenophorea, Peniculida, Parameciidae. The record is from the annotation of a GenBank genome assembly.
AUGGGCUAAAGAAGUUUAAAUCAAGAAAAUAAUUUACAAUAGGAAAUUGAAAUUAUUUCCAUUACUCAAGUUUACAAGUAAAAGGAAACUUAAUUAGGUAUUGUGAUAUUUGGUGUCCAUGGAAGGAAAAUCAAUUUGACAUUUCAAGAGAACUUAAAAAAUGGCAUGUAACUGAAGAAUCAAAUAAAUGGAUUAAUUUUUAUUGUUGUUAACAAAGAUGGAUGAAACUCUUGUUUACAAACUUGGAUGACUAGACUUAAUAUGAAGGAGAAAGUAAAAAAAUUAUAUAAUUCAGGACCAAUCAUUAUCAUACCUUGCUCAGAGGAAUUAAUGAAAGUUAAGAAGAAGUAUGCUCAUAAUCAUUAUGGACCUGAGAUAGGAAAAAUAUAGGCUGUUUAACAAAUAUGUGGAGAUUCAAAAAUUUGUGAAAAACCAUGUUUUAAAAUAAUCCAAGAUGCAUAAACCUUUGUUAUAACGAUUGACAAAAAUUCACUAUCUCAAUAUUGUCUGAGAUAAUGUUGCUUACCUCAUUCUAAUAUUCUAUAUAAUAUUCAUGAAAAAAUGCCAAACUCAAACUCUUAUUUACGAAUUGGAUCCAUUUAUGUUAACUUUUAAGGUAUAUUCAAAGAAUAUUGCACAAGAGGAGAUUUAUUUACAAUGCACAUCCCUAAAAAUUUGAAUGAAGAAACAAAAAUCUUAUUAAUAUUUGGUUGCUUGUAACUAAAUUAUCAAGAAUAUGAACAAAUGAUUAAUUUACCUUGA